Molecule: messenger RNA, 291 nt
Organism: Paracoccidioides brasiliensis Pb18
Exons: 2
Coding region: 1-291 (96 amino acids)
Source: RefSeq, a predicted model, not a curated record
AUGGAACAGAGAGCUAAGAGCGUCAUCCGCGAGAUCAAAAUUCAAAAAUUCAAAAAGUCAAAAACUUCAAAUCCCAGCCAACACCCACCGCCCAAAAACCCCGAUCACACAAUAAACAAGCAGCAAAAUAAACACCCACACACAAACGAGCGAAAAGCAACGGUACACCCCGUUCCCGUUCAAGUUUCGAUGAAGGCGCAAGAUCCGGCUCGGGUACAGCUGGCGGAGCCGAAGCUGAAGCAGCGGACACCAGCAGCGGCGAGGACGAAACUUGCCUUGACGGAGCUGUAG